This is a messenger RNA of Strigops habroptila (Kakapo), 1034 nucleotides long. It is a transcript of the gene LIME1, whose product is annotated as Lck interacting transmembrane adaptor 1. Gene Ontology annotation, biological process: B cell receptor signaling pathway; T cell receptor signaling pathway. Lineage: Eukaryota; Metazoa; Chordata; Aves; Psittaciformes; Psittacidae. The record is from RefSeq and is a predicted model, not a curated record.
GAAGCGGCUGCCCCAUGGCUGCAGCGGGUGGCGAGGGGCCGGAGGGGACCCCGCUGCUGCCAGCCGGUGCUGCCCUGGCCCUGCUCGGUGUCCUGGUCUACCUGGGUGCCCUGUGCGCUGCCUGCAGACGCAAGGGCAGGAAGAAGAAGGUCCCGCCGGAUGGGGUGAAGCUGGUGGAUGAGUCCCUGCUCAGGCAGACGCAGCUGCGGUCGCUCAGCAAGUCGGACACGAAGCUGCACGAGCUGUACCGGGUGAAGGCCAGGGAUGACGCCCAGCGCCCGGCCAGCCUGGACUUCACCUGCCCCACGGCCCCCACGGCCGGUGCUGACCCCCAGCACGGCGCCAGCAUCCUCCUGCACCGCGAGCUGCCGCAGAUCCCGGUCCCCGAGCCCCCGGUGCCCGACCAGACCUACUCCAACCUGCUCUUCACGCCGCGGCGGCGCCCGGCGCCCGACACCGGUGUAUGAGUGCGUUGCCAUGGCGGGGAUGACGCGCCGGGGUCCCCCCCACGGGCCGCGCACGGGCGGGCCGAUUACGCCUGUGUGCGCAAGGCGAAGAAGGGGGUGCCCAUGGAGGCGCAGGACGGGGCUGCAGCGGCGCCCCCCGCCGCGCUGCAGUGCUGGGAUGGCACAGGAGGUGCCCCCCAGGCGAAGCUGGAAGAGAUGUACUCGACGGUGUGCAAAGCCACCAAGAAGAAAACCCAGGUCCUCACGUCACCCUCGAGGGAGGUGGGUGCUGGGUGGCCACCCCCCCGCCCGGAGGAGGGUGCCCAGGCCAGGUCCUGGUCCCCAGCAGCCCCCGGCCCCCCGGACCCCUGCUACGAGUCCAUCAGUGACAGAGCCUGGAGCGCGCAGGGCCGCGGCCCCGACCCGGACUAUGAGGCCGUGGAUGUUAACUGGAAGAGGGCGGCGAAGCGGGACAAGCCCCCCGAGAACCUGUAUGAGAGUGUUGGGGACAUCUGGGCCGGGGGGUCCCAGCGAGCCGCGGCCAGGACGGCGGCCAACGGCCUGGAGGUGUACAUCACCAACCUAUAG